GGUGGUGGUGGUGGUGGUGGUGGUGGUGGUGGUGGUGGUGGUGGUGGUGGUGGUGGUGGUGGUGGUGGUGGUGGUGGAAUCGCUCACCACGCCGUCGCAUCCAAGAGGUACCCAAACCGUCGGCAAAAGAGAGCCGCUAGUUAG
Mesocestoides corti is the source of this 144-nucleotide messenger RNA. Lineage: Eukaryota; Metazoa; Platyhelminthes; Cestoda; Cyclophyllidea; Mesocestoididae. The record is from the annotation of a GenBank genome assembly.